Sander lucioperca (pikeperch) is the source of this 2528-nucleotide messenger RNA. It is a transcript of the gene leng1, whose product is annotated as leukocyte receptor cluster (LRC) member 1. NCBI's taxonomy places the organism in Eukaryota, Metazoa, Chordata, Actinopteri, Perciformes, Percidae. The coding region runs from base 415 to 1269 and encodes 284 amino acids. The record is from RefSeq and is a predicted model, not a curated record. The transcript has 4 exons.
UGGGCUACUGCAGCCAACAAGAGCAAGUCGCCUCCAAGCAAGUUAGUGACAGCGUUUUUGUCCUGUUUGUUAAAUGUUAACCUGUUGAAAUGAUGAGUGUAUUGUGAGGUAGCGAGUUAAGUGUUAUCGCAGUUGUGUCGUUGACGUUAAUUUUUAUUUGGAAAUUAGCACGCGUUGGCUAACAUUAGCAAAAAGGGAACACCAAAGUGGUGGCAUUUCUCUUUUUUCUGACUUCAUAUUUGGCCAAUUUUCAGCCCUACUCAUUUCCACACUUCGUCUUGUUACAAACGUUACGGUUUUAUAAACAAACUGAGUGUUUGGUCGUGCUUAUUCCCACUUCAGUCGACGCUAGCCAGCUUAGCUAGCUAGCUAGCUGACGGCUAACGUAAAGUAUCAACAGUCACCAAGGCAACAAUGAACAUCCUUCCAAAGAAGAGCUGGCAUGUCCGCAACAAAGACAACGUCGCUCGCGUGCGGAGGGACGAGGCCCAAGCAGCAGAGGAGGAGCGCGAGGCCAAGCGUCGCGUGGAGCGUGCCGAGCAAGAGGCUCGUACAGAGUAUCUGAGAGGGAAAGCCAGAGCUGCUCUCCCUUCAGCAGGAGAAAGGAAGCAUGAAGAUGAUGAUGAUGAUGGACGGAGUGGAGGAAGUGGAGCUCUGGAGCAUCUUAAUCUUUUUCCCCUGGAGGAGUCCUCAGAGAAGAAGGGGAAUGAGGAGUAUCUCAAAGACAAGAAAGAUGAAAAGGAGAAACAGGAACGAGCCAUCGGCUUGCUGGUGUCUCUUGGACCCCAACCCGGAUCUGAGGUCACUCCGUGGUACAUGAAAACUGGCAAAGAAGAAGAAGAUAAGAAAGAAAAAGAAGAGAGGAAAGAAAAAGAAAAGAGGAAGGGAAUAAGUGAAGAGGAAAAGGAGAAGAGAGAUCGCAGAUUGAAAGAUAGUUUAGACCCAUUGAAAGAUAUGAAGAAAGCACUGGCUGUAAAGGACAGAAAAUACCACAACAGCAAAAAAAAGGAAAAAAGAGACAAAGGGGAAAAGAGGGUCAGUGGAGAGAGCUCCAUAGAAAGGUUACGUGCUGAGCGCUUACAGAGGGAGGCUGAAGAAAGGAGAAGAACUAAGGCCCUGCUUGACCAGAGGAACGGCAAAGGGAAGGAGCCAGGGAAGGAGACACAUGAGAGGGAAAUGCCGUACAACAACGCAUACUUCCCAGAGCUUGCUCGAAAGCGCCAAAGGCGGGAUCGAGACAGCUGGAGAGAUGAAAUAUUAAAAUCAUGAACUAUCUUUAUUGGUCGUUUGAGGAGUGUGGUCUGUGAUGGAUGGUUAGUGGACAAAUAUAGUAACUAUUGUGUUUCUAAACGAAGCAAAUGUAAAAAGUCCAGAGGAACAUUUUUAGAACCACAUUAAGAACAUACUUGUAACUUGGUCAUAUUACUGUCAGUAAGUUAAUGAAGGGGCAGCUUGUAGGCCACUUUUUUAUUUGUUUGUGUUUACGCAGAGGUCAGGUUCAGUUACAGUUACCUUCAUCCCCUGCAGCAUUUCGCUCAUGAUCCUGUCACCAGGGCAGAUGGUUGCCGUCACAGGGGGCUUGAAGCUCAGGCUGUCUGCAAAGAAAACACGUAGUGAACAACUGUUAGAAUUGUUUAUGCUAUUGCUAAAAUUUAAAGAGAUUGUAAAAAGAUAGAAAAUCUGCACACACUGAAUGAACAAGUCUUUCAGUAAAGAAAUUACACUUGAGAGUAGAGCUGAAAUAAUUAUUUAAUUAAAGAAUUGGUUGACACACAAUCAUUUCACACAUCUUUCAAGCUAAAUUGCCAAACAUUCUCUGUUGCCAGCUUUUCUUUGUCCUAUAUUUAAGCUGAAUUUCUUUGGGUUUUGGACUGUUGGUCAGAUAAAACAAUUUGAAAAUGUCCCCUUGGGCUCAAGGAAAUCAUAUUUAGCAUUUUUCACAGUUUUUUGACAUUGCAUAGACAAAACGAUGUAAAUAUUAAUUGAGAAAAUAUUCCGAUUAAUCAAUAAUGAAAAUACUUGCUAUUUUAUUUGCAGCUCUAGGUGAGAUCAUAAAGUGUAUGCCUGCUGUAAAAAUUAACGGUAAGGAUAAAAGAUGUUUAUGGUUGUUUAUAUUAUUCCUGAAAGAAAAAAAAAGUCCCCACAUUAUUAUUUCAUAACACUGUUCCCAUCUAUGUAAAUUGAACAUUUCUACUUUUUAUUUUUAAAAGCCAUAACUUUUUCACAGAAGGGUUGGGACAUUUUGACUGGUCACAGUAGGAACAGCACGUAGGUGUAAAUAAUACUAUUAAACGAUGGCUGAAUUCCAUUUAGCUGCUUCAGUUUCAGGGUCCUGGUAUUGUGCAUACUGGCUCACUGUCGUGACUUACUGGGACACUUGAAUAGAACAAAGCCACUAUGACGAGUCGGAACGUCUGCUGUUAAAUAAGGCAUAUUGCAUAAUAUACCAACAUCAAUGAGCAACACAAAAGAUUGGCAUUAACUUGCUUUUUUCAUCUCUGUAAAUUAUUUUGCAAAUGUUGUGAAAA